Moneuplotes crassus is the source of this 1304-nucleotide messenger RNA. The record is from the annotation of a GenBank genome assembly. NCBI's taxonomy places the organism in Eukaryota, Ciliophora, Spirotrichea, Euplotida, Euplotidae.
UUCAGUUCAACCAACAGCCACAAAUAAUGAUAAACGCCAAGAGUAAGUUUACCCACAGAUUCGAGACUUAUUGAUAGAUUUGGGAGUUUAAUGUCGGCUUUCGUCAUUUUUCUGAAGCUACAGAGUGUUUUCUCCAAAAAGCCAUCAAUCUUUCCAUUCAACUCAAACAAGAAACUUUUAACCUAAGUUAACAAAUACUCAGUCUUUCAAAUUCAUCUCUGAAGCUCAACGCAAUACUUAAUAGACCAGUGACAUCGGUUCGGUAUCUUCCCGACAGGUUCCAUAACCAGAAGCCUUAAAUUAUUAACAAAAAUCGCUUGCUCACUCCCCAAGACUGCAUGUAUCUUCUCCCCAAAGAAGAUUAUUGCUUGGAGAUCUUUUCUCAGUGGGCCUGCGUAAUUAGUAUUGAUGCUUUAUAUUUUAACAAGUCUAUUCCUUAAUGACUGCCGAUACUGUUUGAACAUUGCAUGAUAAAGUGCUAAGAAUGAUGCUUAGAUAGACAUUCAACAGCUUCGCCUUAAGAUUGGUCUUAUAGGAGAGAGAAAAUGACUUUGAUGGAGGAUAAUAAAAUUGAGAAAAUAGGAAGAAACUCUAUGAGUUUCCGCUUGUUUUUAAAAGAAUUGGAAAUUGAGGAGACUAACAAUGAUCUAAAUAUAGAACGCUAUGAUCCGAGCUUGACGAUUUAUUUUAAUUGGCAAAUAUAUCUGCAAUUUGUAAAGAUACCAAAUUUUUUGGGAUCAUUAAAAGCCAAUAAUUUAUCUGCAUUCUAUGUUAAAGUGAAGAAUAAAAAGAUUUCGAGAUUUUUCAAAUGAUCAUUUCCACAAAAAAUAACAGCUCUAUACCUUUCUUCUCAUCAAUAUCCUCCUAUGAAUAUCAGCCCUAUCUUUAAUUCUUUGAUGAGAGCCAGCUCUAAAGUAUCACAGAGGAUAGGUUUUGAUCGGUUCAAAUUCAGUGCUCAUCAAUUAAAGAGAGUAAUAGCGUCGUUUAAGCAUAUCAAAAAAAUAUGUUUCUACUGCUGUAAAAUCUCAGUCCCUGCAGUCAUUGACUUUUCACAAAUAUUGACGAAUACAAUGAUCAAGAUGCUUGCCUUCAAUAGGUCAGGAGGAUCUAUGUAUUCAGACUGGGAGAGAAAUCCUCAAGAGUUUAGAAACCUAAUCAAGGGAUUAGCUAGUUCUCCAGAUUUCAAGCUGAGUUUUAGGAGGAUAUGAGCGGAUAAUUGCGGGAUUGAGAAGAAUGAAAUCUGGAAGAUUUUGAAUGAAAAUGGAUUCUAUGAUAUUAACAUUUCUGCAUAAAAAUUUGAUCAA